Messenger RNA from Alligator mississippiensis (American alligator), 1101 nucleotides. Its product is annotated as cystatin-B. Gene Ontology annotation, molecular function: cysteine-type endopeptidase inhibitor activity. Bases 63 to 359 code for a protein of 98 amino acids. Lineage: Eukaryota; Metazoa; Chordata; Crocodylia; Alligatoridae. The record is from RefSeq and is a predicted model, not a curated record. The transcript is spliced from 3 exons. Gene Ontology annotation, cellular component: cytosol.
GGCAAGCCAGUGCUGAUAAGACGGGCCGGUGACGUAGCCGGGACACGAGCGGCGCUGCUGCCAUGCUGUGUGGGGGGCUCGGGGUGGCGAAGCCCGCCACGGCCGAUACGCAGUGCAUCGUCGAGGAGGUGAAGUCUCAGGUAGAAGAAAAGGAAGGGAAGAACUUCGAUGUUUUUGCUGCAGUGGAGUUUAAAACCCAGGUGGUUGCUGGCAUGAACUACUUCAUCAAGGUACAUGUUGGCAAUGAUGAGUUUUUGCAUUUGCGGGUGUUCAAAAGCCUUCCUCAUGAGAAUAAACCACUGAGCCUCUCCAGUUAUCAGAAAUGCAAGACUAAGCAUGACGAGCUGACUUACUUCUAGAGGGUGUUUGGGGAGGGCUUCCUUGUAUGCUAUCUUUAGGCUGCAAACUGCUAUUUUCUAUGCCAAUGAAAAGAGAUUUAAAACCAUCUAAGUCUGAAAAAAACAAAUUCUUCUUAUGCAGCUUACCCCCAGCCCCCUGGUCCAGGGAAGUAACUGGUUUCUCUUCUUCUUACACUAAUGUAAAUCUGUAAUUUCAAGAAAUUAGUGGACUUAACAGCCAUGUUCACUACAUAAGUGAAGAAUCAUGUCCUUUGACUCUGUUGUGAUUUUAAUGGACAAUAGAGUAUCCAGAAUGUAUCUGAGAGAGAGCAGUAGAAAUGGCAUUUUUUAAGCCCUCUUACAGAAUGGCACUAUUAAUUUAUAGAUUCCUUUUGUUCUCUUCAUAGUAUUUGCAGGGAUCAAAACAUAGCAGCAUCCCAUGGAACAGACAUGGGAAAAGUUUUAAAAAAUAUAUAUAGAUUGGGUUCAAUAUUCAGACAUUCCCUCAGUGAUCAGGUCUGUCUUCUAUAAGGGCAGGAUAGCAUCCCCAGUAGAGCAAGUAUCCAAUAUCACUGGAUCUAACCAAAAGCCCUUGUAAAUCCACACAUGCGUUUCCAAAUAAUAGAAUGAUAACUACUGGUGAGGGUAACUGGCUGGUGUUUGCUUCAUUAUUAAACAUGUAUUUCUUAAUUUGAAUUGUUUGAUUUCAUGAGGGCUUAGCUUUGUCAAGUGCAGAUUAAAAAUGCUUGUUCCAAACCAGAAA